AUGCCUGACUAUAAUCGCUCAGCAGAGAACCAAUCUCUCAUUGGCAUUGGGAUUUUCUUUCCUCGUGCCUCAAUUCACUCGAUGAUCUCUUCCCGCACGAAUGAUUAUCACCUUACGUCCGCUGCCGUUUCUCACGACAAGUCAGAUCCUGACUUCCGCUCAAUUGAGACUCCAUCUCUCAUCGGCGACGCGAUUGUUCUUCACAUCGCUCUCCUCAUCUGA
This is a messenger RNA of Rodentolepis nana, 222 nucleotides long. The record is from the annotation of a GenBank genome assembly. Lineage: Eukaryota; Metazoa; Platyhelminthes; Cestoda; Cyclophyllidea; Hymenolepididae.